GUCACACGAGCCUGUAGCUGGUACUCUCCAUUACAUAGUUUAAAUAUGGCAUGCUGUUUCUUUCGGACCAGACCGUUGGACGGCAAACUCUUGGCUUGGUAGCGGAAGCAAAAACUGUGCAAGGUCUUGGGUGAACCAAUAAGGGCCCAGAUAAGAGACUCUCUUUCAUACCACGACGUGGUUUAUACUCUUUCGCAUACUUCGCUUCAUAACUCAUUUCAUUACUUGACAUCGGUGGCUGUAUACUCAGGUGAUGUAUCCGGAAGAGGACGUCAAGCGGCUCCAGGACCUAGGCAUACCGGAAAUGACCGCCCGGCUUGCACUCGAGAAGAAAGAAGGAGAUACAAACAAGUUUGCAGAAAUUGCACUUUCAGAUCAGGCUGACAAGGAGGUGAGCGAUCAUACACUGCAAAACCCUCUCUUUCUUUCCCCCGGCAUUCGCACAAACCUCGUAUGGCGGACCGCUCUCAGAAGACAGACUCCAAUCUCAAAGCGCGACGACUGGGCUGGAAAUACACAGGCAAACGAGAUCGAGAAAGCAGAGACAGCGUUGGUUCUACAGGCAGUCUUCCCGUGCCUCAGGAAGGCCGCGAGCUGUCCACCCAGCUCUGGUCUACCUUCACGCUCUAGCUCUACUACUUCCAUCAACUCCUCUGGCCCGCCUACGAGACCAACCACUCCAUCCCAACGCGGGUCUAGUCAAUCUGUGCUAACAAGGGACGUACUUGACCAACAGGCUUCCCGGAUUAUCCUCAAUGCACUCGAACGUACUACGUCUGGGCAACCGAGCGGAAAAGGCGAAGGCUCGCGCGGUAGUUCUGGGGGCUCGAGCUCAGGAUCGUUUUCUCGCCGAUCCUUGACAUCGAUGAUGGGCGGCUUCUCCCUAAGAUCCAGUAACGAGGACAAAGAACGAGGGCGGUCGGCGAGAAAGGAAAAAGAGAAAUCCCGCGCGAGAUCUUCGUCGUAUGGCGGUGUGAAUGAUGACGAUGGCAGUGAUGCCGGUAGCAUGCGUACGCGCAGUCAAUCGCCCUUCCACUUCCGCAGAAGCCGCCGAGAUUCUUCUCCCACCGUUGAGGCUUUGACCCAAUCGGACGUUGAAUCAGAUGUCGAACCCUCCCGUAUUCGUCCUCGUAACGCAUUCACUUUGUCCGCUCAAUCUGAUGAUGACUCCGACUCUGAGGAAGAAGAUGAUUCGGGCGAGGAGUCAUGGAGCGACAACGACGAGCUGGAUCCCGUCACCUCUAGAAACACUGAACGCAACGCUCUCAUCCCCGCCGACGUCGUUGAAGUCGAUACGAGUGACUUACCUGACCCUCUUGGUGAAGGUGUCAAUGUCGUCAUUGCACCCGAACCCUACUUCCCAACUACUCUGAAUGCACCCGGCAAUCGAAACCCUCGCAGGCGAAAGUCGACACGUCCGCACGACACCCUGCACCUUGAGACCUCUCGUCCCCACUUCCAACGUGACCGGUGCACGAUCACUUUGACGCACGGCGAUCCCGCAAAGGUUUUAGAAGAAACAGGUCGACGUCCCAAACGCUACGUCCUUGCGAGCGAUCUGAGUAAUGAGAGUCGAUAUGCAUUGGAAUGGGGGAUUGGAACGGUGUUGAGGGAUGGCGACGAAAUGCUCAUUGUGACGGUCGUCGAAAAUGAAGCGAAAGUCGACCCUCUUAUACCCAAUCCCACUGAUCGGGCCGCAAAGUUGCGUAGCCAACAAGAGCGUCAAGCCAUGGCAUACAUUCUCGUACGACAAGCAACAAGUCUCUUGCAACGUACUCGACUACAUGUUACUAUUGCUUGUCAAGCAUGGCAUGCUAAGAACGCCCGCCAUAUGCUUCUAGAUGUCGUUGACUAUUUCGAGCCGACCAUGUUGAUCGUUGGUUCGCGAGGUUUGGGUAACCUCAAAGGUAUUCUACUGGGCUCCACGUCCCACUACCUCAUCCAGAAAUGCUCCGUUCCUGUCAUGGUCGCCCGACGUAGGCUUAAGCGUCCUCCCCGGCGCUCUGCACAUCUGGCUACUCAUCGUGCAAGGGUAUCGCUCGCGCAGGCUGGUAUCGACAGGGUGGCCGCCAAGGUCGAUCAGGAUGUGGCCAAUCUCCGUGAGCAAGUCGAGAGAGAAGAUCGUAGAGAACAAGGCGCCGUCGACGGGGACGAUGACCCCGAAACUGAAGUUGAAGGAGAUGCCGGGCCUUCUCUCGGUCGCAAGGUUCCAGGCGAGGAUUAAGGGCUGUCUUAUUCAAGUUGUUGAUGGGCUGUGGUGGUAUCCGUUGGAUUUACAUAUUGAAGGCCCGUGUGCCGAAACUCCCUCUAAUUGUGAUGUAAAAUAUCUCGGGGUAUGAUUAGAUGCAGUAUUAAUGGUAGCAAGAGGAGAUCCU
This is a messenger RNA of Somion occarium, 2375 nucleotides long. Lineage: Eukaryota; Fungi; Basidiomycota; Agaricomycetes; Polyporales; Cerrenaceae. The record is from the annotation of a GenBank genome assembly.